CGCGUUGUUGCGGUAGUAGGAAGUGGGAUUUACCAAAUCAUUCAGUGCUGACAUAAGAUUCAAGAUUUGUUCCAGGGAUUUUUAACUAUAUUGAAUGUCGGCCUGAUUUUAAACAGGAAUGUCUCCAGAUGAGCUGGUCUACUUGGGAAUUCUCGCUGCUUCCAUCCCCAUCGGGUUCCUAUUCCGGUACCUGAGUCCUCCAGUGAAGCAGGGGGCAGCGUUGCUCUUGGGCCUCUCGAUCACCAUAGCAACCUGUCAGGUCCAUGCGCUCCACUCACUGGUGACGGUGCUCGGAACAUGGAUCAUCAUCAAGAGCAGCUGGCGGAGUGCCCCAGCUCUUUCUCUGGCCUGGACCUUCCUCUACCUCCUCUUCUUCAGACUGGUCACAUGGUUCGGCCUGCCGCCGCCAACACCCUUCGCCAACGCCAUCCAGCUACUCCUCACUCUGAAGAUGGUCAGUCUGGCCAAUGAGGUGCAGAGUUUUCACAUAGAGAAGAAACAGGAAGUGAGCUCAUUCUCCAAGUCUCCUGUGGUUGGUGGACUGUCCCAAGAGCCCUCCCUCUAUGAUAUGAUAGCCUAUAGCUACUGCUAUGUGGGUAUAAUGACAGGCCCGUUCUUCCGGUUCCAAACCUAUGUGGACUGGCUGAGGCAGCCCAGCUCCCUGGACCUUCCUGGCCGGGUACCCUGCAUGCUGAGGCUGAGGUUGGUGCCCGUCUACGGAGCUCUGUUCCUGACCGCCAACGCGUACUUCCCCCUGGCAUACGUCCUCACUGAAGAGUUCCUGGAACAUCACUUCUUCUUCAGGUUGUUCUACAUGACGGUGGUGUUCUUUGUGUUCCGGAUGCGGUUCUACGCUGCAUGGUGUGGGGCAGAGGCUGGCUGCAUCAGCGCAGGACUGGGCUGUUACCCAGAGGGGGCGCUCUCCAAGCCGGGAGGGGGUCCAACUGUCAACUACAGCCCUGACCCUGACAGUCCGGUUUUGUACGACUUCAAAACCAUCCAGAACAUUGACCCAUACAACACUGACUUCUGUGUGAAGGUCCGCCACGGGAUGCGCUACUGGAAUAUGACUGUGCAGUGGUGGCUGCAUCACUACAUCUACCCCAACUCACCCUUCAAGGCUUACGCACUCAAGGCUGGAUGGACCAUGUUCAUCAGUGCAUACUGGCACGGGCUUCAUGCUGGCUACUACCUGUCUUUCCUCACCAUCCCCCUGUGCAUUGCGGCUGAGUCGGCCAUGGAGUCGUCGGUCAGGGCCAAGCUGGGGCCCCGGGGCCAGAGUGCCUUCGACUGGGUCCACUGGUUCCUCAAGAUGAGGGCCUAUGACUACAUGUGUAUGGGCUUCGUCCUGCUGAAGGCCAGCGACACCGUCCACUACUGGACCUCCAUCUACUUCAUCAUCCACAUCAUCGCCCUGGCCUGCAUUCUGUUCGGGAGGCUGAUGAAGGGAGGAAAGAGGGAGGGAAAGAAGAGUGAAAAGGAGGAGAAAAUUGAGGGGGAGAAGAAAGAGGUGAAGCAAGAGGACGUGAGAGAGAAGACAGAGUGAGAAUGGAUUGAUGGGGGGAGAUGGGAGGAUGUCCUGUUUGGGGAGUAUUGGUUUACUAAAGAACUACAAUUCCCACAAUGCACUGUCUGUCACUGAUCUGUAUGGGUCACUUUUGUCAGUUAGGUCCAGUGAUGUCUCACCUGGUAGAGAAGAGUUAUGUUCAAUCCCGAACUGACCCCUAGGCCCUACUAGGGUUUGAUUUGGAGUUGGGAGGUAGAGUAGAUUAAGUUGUAGGAUUCCUAUCCAGGAGACAUCAUUGGACUGUUAGCUGAAUACAGUGAAUCCUUAUUUACAUUUACAUUUACGUCAUUUAGCAGACGCUCUUAUGAACAUUGUUGUAACCCAGUAACAGUUGCCAUGUCGAUAUUACAUUAUAAACCAUGUAUACAUACAGGUAUAAUUGGGUAAAAGAAUGUUUGAGCUUAAUGAAUGUCAUUUCUGAUGCGUGAGUGGCAAAAAAGUUCUGGGGAGAUGGAGAUUAUUCAGCUACUUCGCUUGUGCUUAUGUAUAUAUGUGUGUAACUGUUUCAAAACACAAAGCCAAUUUUCAUAAUAAAUAUACUUAAAUUAGUUUAGAGGACACAAAAUUGGAUGUUCUUAGGCUGUAGGUUCAAGAUGCUGACUUGAAA
Coregonus clupeaformis (lake whitefish) is the source of this 2174-nucleotide messenger RNA. It is a transcript of the gene mboat7, whose product is annotated as membrane bound O-acyltransferase domain containing 7. Gene Ontology annotation, cellular component: membrane; mitochondria-associated endoplasmic reticulum membrane contact site. The record is from RefSeq and is a predicted model, not a curated record. Gene Ontology annotation, molecular function: lysophospholipid acyltransferase activity. Lineage: Eukaryota; Metazoa; Chordata; Actinopteri; Salmoniformes; Salmonidae. Gene Ontology annotation, biological process: phosphatidylinositol biosynthetic process; lipid modification.